AUGAUCUUUGGUACUGAUUAUUCGUUUCAAUUUCCAAUUGUUGAAGAUGGUAAUAUUAUACCUGUUACUGAUAAUAAAGUUGAUCUAUAUCUGCAUAUAUUUCCACCACAAUUAUUACCAAUGAAUAUUUUGGCUGCAAUAGGUCUUAUCUAA
Molecule: messenger RNA, 153 nt
Organism: Brugia malayi
Lineage: Eukaryota; Metazoa; Nematoda; Chromadorea; Rhabditida; Onchocercidae
Exons: 2
Coding region: 1-153 (50 amino acids)
Molecular function (GO): flavin adenine dinucleotide binding; NADP binding; N,N-dimethylaniline monooxygenase activity
Source: RefSeq, a predicted model, not a curated record